AUGGGUGCCCGCAACCACCUCCCUGCAGUAAGUCGCCGAAGCGAAUCUUCCGACAACCUCGCCGGAAAACGCGGUCGCUUCAUGGAAUCUCCUUCGGUAGAUUGCGGGGUCUCCCGGAGCGGGUCAGGAGGAGGUCGGAGGAGCGAGUUGAGCAAAAGGAGCGAGCCGGCGUCGGGCAUCGACCGGAUCAUCGGAGGCACGCCCGUUCCCUCUCAGCUCAAAUAUCCCUGGAUGGCGUGGAUGGUGAACGCCUCGGGGCAGUUCACGUGCGGGGGAUCCCUCAUCAACGACCGAUACGUCCUCACCGCCGCCCACUGCGUCUCGUCAAAUCCGUCGGGGACCUACAUGGUGACGCUGGGAGACCUGGACAGAUCGACUUCGAGCGAGAGUCGUUCGAUCCAGAUCGCGGCGACGGCCAUCAUGCAUCCGGGGUUCGACGUGCCCACGUCCCUCAAUAACGACAUCGCUCUCCUCAAGCUCGCGACUCCCGUCGACUUCAGCGCGAAUCCCAACAUCAGGCCCAUCUGCGUCUCGUCCGCGGCCGUGCCGAAUCCGGGGGACACGGGCGAUGCUGGUGGACCAGUCAUGUUCCGCACUACGAAUGGGACCGUCCUGAACGUCGGGAUCAACUCGUUCGUCAUCAAGGGCUGUUUCACUCAAUUCGGCGGAGCUUACAUCAAAACAGCGAACUACGUGGACAGCUUCAUCAAGAGCAACACGGCGGACGCGCUGUGGUGUCCGGCGGCCUGAUCCUUUUCCUCCGUUUUCCAGCGUGUUCCUUUUUGUCUUCAGACUUUUCGUCCUGAGAACGGUUUCGUGCGAUGAUAUGCUUUUAUCGAGAGUGAAUUUGAUUUUGUCGUUCCACAGCCAGCG
Messenger RNA from Darwinula stevensoni, 873 nucleotides. The record is from the annotation of a GenBank genome assembly. NCBI's taxonomy places the organism in Eukaryota, Metazoa, Arthropoda, Ostracoda, Podocopida, Darwinulidae.